AUGUCGGAAGUCUUGUUGCUUCUAUUAUUUUCCGGCGCAGCAAGAGGAAGCACGGAGAAAACUUGUCAAUGCGAGGCGAGCGCCUCCUCUGUCAUUCGGGUGUCUCGUGCCCUUGUUCCCUGCGUCCUUUCAGUUCCCGAGUCAUUCAUGUGGGCCCCAGUUGGUCAAGCCAAAACAGCGGCGCAAAGAAAGGCCGCAGGGAUUACUCCUCUUUCAAUUGGUUCCUCCGUGAGAGCUCAGGCGUCACCCGUAUCACCUUUUUCGGUGCCUCCAUUAUUGGGGAAGAUCCGGCUGCUCUCGGGCAUCCCGCUUCCUGGCAGUCUAGAAUGCCAUUCUCUCUCAGAGUUCACCCCCCUGCGCCGCAUGAGGAGCUCUGUGCCCUUCAUGAGGAUCGCCGCCUCUGUGAAGCCGCCUUGCCUACGGCACCCCGCAAGGGAAUUCGCGUCUAAGACUAGUGCUAGCUCGACUGACGCCGCCAUUAACGGGGAGGCCGAUGAGGCCACCAGAAGCUGUCGCAGGCGCAUGUCUGGCUCCUGUGCGUCUUGUGCCACUCCUUGCAGCGAAAGGAAUAGCGCUAGCAGCAGCAGCACGAGCAGCAGCAGCAGCACGAGCAGAUCACGUGAGGACCCCCCGCACCGCGGAUUUCUGUUUGAUCGCAUGUUGGAAUCCCCCCGUCCGGAUGCGGAGUCUGUUGCUGCCCUCGACUCGGUGUCUCUAUGCACGCUCAAGACUGUGGAGCUGCCCGCCCCAGUGCUGCAGAAGUUGCAUUUGCUGCUGAAGCACGUAGGAAGGAAAAGAGACUUGGAGAAGACGGGGAGGCUCAUUGCGGACAAGACUACUGCCCGAACAUCCGUAGAGCUGCCUAGGGUGCUCCCUUCCCAGCUCCUGCCGGAGGCUCAGCAGGUGCUUGCCGACGCUGCUGCCAGGGAGGCAUUUCUAGAAAAGCAGCACCAAGAAGAGCACGCCGAGGAGUUCCCUGGGGCAGCCGCCGAUGCGGCCGCUGUUACGCAGUCGCGCCGUCAAGAGCCCACCGCAAGCACUCUCUUGUUGAAAUCCCGAGAUGCGCAUCUGUUGCGAUCUCUGCCGGAGGCUACGGAUGCCUUGCUUUCUGCGUUGCCUGCGGAAGGGCUCGAGGCGCAAGAGGCCCUUGCUGCAGCGGAAGACGCGCGUCAUCCGCUGUACAGACACCUUACACUAGGCCAUUCGCCUCUGACGGCUGCAGCCUGGACGGCUCACCGCUUUGCUGGCGUGUAUGCCUCGCUGCUCCGAAUUCUCGUAGAAGUGAAGGGCCGCUGCUCCGACUUUUUCCCCAAGCGCGUCCUUGAAAUGCAUGCUGGGUUUGCUGCGGGGCUCCUAGCAGUUGACGCGGUGUACGGACAGCAGCAGCAGCAGCAGCUGCUGCAGCAGCUGCACAAGGAGGACGCAGCGGCUCCCCGAAAGCAGGGGAAAGCCUUCGGGGAUGUCGACGCUAUCGGCGCGACGGUUUCGACCGCCUCAGCAGCAUCCUUGGGCUCCUCCUUCAGUCAUUCCGGCGAAAGCAGUCUUGAGCUGUUGAUGGCUGUGGAGCCGUCGGCUCACUUGGCGAGUGUGGGUCGGUAUUUGACUGCAGAUCUCGUGCCGACUGUGCAGUGGCAGUUGGCUUUGUACGACGAGGGGCUGCGGCGGAGGUUGGGGUCAGAUGGGGAGCCUGAAGACGAUCGCUUUGACUUGGUGAUGUAUCCGCAUGGCCUUUUGCGUUCUGUGGAGGGGCAGCCGAGUCGCCACGCCAUGAUUCGCACUCUGUGGAACCGCUUGCGUCCAGGGGGCUUGUUGUUGUUGGUGGAGAGGGGUACGGUGAGUGGCUUUCGCGUCUUGGGGAGCGUGCGGGAACUCUUUAUUGCCGAGCUGUCUAAGGGCAGCUUCCACUUUGUUGCUCCUUGUUCCCACGAGUCGGUAUGCCCCCUUGCGCUUACAGGCCGGGACUGGUGCCACUUUGGUCAGCGCGUGCGUCGUCUGCCGCAUCAUUUGUACUGCAAAGGCUCCCGCGCAAAGGCUGUAGAGGAGGAAAAGUUUAGUUUCCUCGCCGUUAGAAAGGGGCAGGGGCCUAGAAGUCGGUACCGCACUCUCGCGGCAGCCGAAACGGCGGGAGCUUCCCCCGCAGAGCUGUCCUUUUUCUGGCCGCGACUCGUUGCACCGCCGCUGAAAGGGAGGGAGCACGUGCUGUUAGAUGUUUGCGCGCCUCCCCAUAGAUUUGAGCGCGUUGCUGUGAGCAAACACAUGCCUCACGCUGCCGGCUACAAGGCUGCGAGGCAUGCGGCCUGGGGAGACCUGUGGAGACACCCCAGAAGAAUCGUUAGACCUGAUGCCAGGGCGUACAUGGAGCAAGAUCUUCGGGAGGCGGCAGACAGACGACAUGCGCGAAAAGCCGAAACAAACGCUCGCCAAGAUGUCGGAGAGCGAGAAGAAGAGCUGCACGACACGCUUGUCAAGCACUGUGGAGCGUGA
Cyclospora cayetanensis is the source of this 2484-nucleotide messenger RNA. RefSeq lists its product as uncharacterized. The record is from RefSeq and is a predicted model, not a curated record. Gene Ontology annotation, molecular function: structural constituent of ribosome; methyltransferase activity. Gene Ontology annotation, biological process: translation. Gene Ontology annotation, cellular component: mitochondrial small ribosomal subunit. Bases 1 to 2484 code for a protein of 827 amino acids. NCBI's taxonomy places the organism in Eukaryota, Apicomplexa, Conoidasida, Eucoccidiorida, Eimeriidae. The transcript has 2 exons.